UAGCCCAAUCGACUGGGGUAGAAAAUUCGCCUCCCCAUCCCACCACCCAUCCGCGGAUCUCCCCGGGCAUUCCGCCGUUCUGCCUGCCUAAUUCCCCCCGCCCGUAUAUACCUCCCUUGUUCCCGAGUUCCCGAGUUCCCGAUGGCGGCGGACGCCCAGGCCGAGGGCCCCGCGCCCGCGGAGAAGCGCGCUCUCUCGGGGGACGGCGGGGAGGAGGAGCGGCGGCCGCCCGAGCCGAAGCGGGGCCGCGCGUGCGUCGCCGCGCUCGAUGGCGUCCCCGGCGGCGGAGCUGGAGGAGGUGGACGGGCCUGCCUCAGGCUGUGGGCCGAUGACGCGUCGUUCUCGUUCCAGCAUGCGCGGGCCGGGUUCGUGGCCCUGGAGACGACGCCCAAGAUCGGGUCCUUCAACCCGCCCGCGGCCGCACUUCCUAGCUUCUUUGAUUUGCUUUUACUAAGCAGUAAUCAUGUGGGGCAAUUAUUUGGAUUGUUUCAUUUUGUGCUUCAACUUUGGAAGGCAUAAUGCUCUCUGCAGUGUUUGGGAGAGUUGAAGCUGGAGAUGAAAGUCUGGACAGAUUGGGCUAAUGAGAGGGUGAUGCAGUCAACAAGUAGGCUGGUAAAUGAAAGGGCUGCUCUUUUAUCUCUCAAAAAAGGAUAAUGCAGAAGUUGAAGAGCCUGAUGUAUUUAAUAGAAAGAAGCUUGAGGAGACACAAAGGGCUCUAGACAGUACUUCUGUUGAGCUUGAUCGUGCUAAUUCCCAUGUGCUGGAGCUUACAGAUAAGAUUUCACUUUGUAGGCGUGAGAAGAAAGCUGCCCAACUACAGGGAAGGCAAUCAGAUGCAAGUUUGGCUGCCAUUUUAAGCAAGGAAAUGAGUCCAUGGAGAGACUGAAGUCUAUGGAGGCAGAGAAGAUCCUUCUGCAGAAGGAGCUUGCUGCUGAAAGGAAUAAACUGUCCAAAGUUCUAAAAAGUCUUGAGCAAGCUAGAGGAUUUGAAGGUAUUUCAAUUUGAUCCACCUUGUGCCUUCAAAUUUACUGUCAUCAGGUACAUAUUAUUUUGUUGGCUUUGUUAUACUCCCCGUUGACGCUCUGGACGUCGACACAGUCUCCAAAUACAACAUUCACAGCUACUUUUUACAUGAAAAUAGCGUCAAAAGUUGUAAAAAUUUUAUAUUAUGGAAAAAAAAAUCAUGAAAAAUCCAGUGAUAUUAUUUCCAUAUGACCAAUCCAAGUAGUUUGGUUUGAAUUAAUGGUCAAAAGUUAGGUUA
This is a messenger RNA of Phragmites australis (common reed), 1261 nucleotides long. RefSeq lists its product as uncharacterized. Lineage: Eukaryota; Viridiplantae; Streptophyta; Magnoliopsida; Poales; Poaceae. The record is from RefSeq and is a predicted model, not a curated record. The coding region runs from base 142 to 519 and encodes 125 amino acids. The transcript has a single exon.